AUGUCGACACAGUUGCCUUUCAAAUUGCGAGACUCGUCUCUCUUUCAUGACACAGCGUUGAAUAACGGGCAAUGGGUUCACUCCAAGUCGAGAGAUACCUUUGCCAUAGAAGACCCCGGCACUGGCAAAGUGUUUGCAUCAUGUGCCACGAAUAAAGUUGCGGAUGUAGAUGGGUUCGUCGAAUCAUCUCAAAAUGCCUUUCUCAAGUACCGCGACAUGAACCCCCGGCAACGAGCACAGAUGCUUCUUGAAUGGCACAGGUUGAUCAAAGAAGCUCGAGAAGACAUCGCGACUCUUGUUACAUAUGAAACUGGCAAACCCAAGUCUGAGGCUCUCGGCGAGGUUGAUUAUGCCUUGGGCUUUGCCUGGUGGUUUGCUGGCGAGGCCGAACGCGUCCGUGGCUCUAUAGCCAUCCCAUCCGUCUCCAAUCGCCGUACGUUUGUUAUCAAGCAGCCUAUCGGGGUGAGUGUCGCUCUUGUGCCCUGGAACUUCCCCGUGGCCAUGAUCAUCCGCAAGGUUGCCGCCGCGCUUGCCGCCGGUUGUACAAUGAUUGUGAAGCCAUCACCAGAAACACCCCUUAGCACAUUGGCUCUCGCAGACUUGGCCCUUCGAGCCGGGUUUCCUUCUGGUGUCCUCAAUGUUAUUACUACAGACAACGACAACACUCCUGAACUUAGCGAGGCUCUUUGCAAGCACCCUCUAGUUCGCAAGGUCACCUUUACGGGCAGCACAGCUGUCGGAAAGCUUGUAGCGAGGCAUUGCAGCUAUGGGCUAAAGAAGGUGACCAUGGAACUUGGUGGCAAUUGCCCACUCAUUGUCUUCAACGACGGAGACAUAGACCAAGCUGUUGCGGCGUUGAUGAUUCUCAAGUGGCGAACUGCUGGGCAGGCUUGCACUCAUGCCAAUCGUGUAUAUGUCCAGAGUGGAAUUUACGACGAGUUUGCAAAGAGAAUGCUCGCGGCCACACAGAAACUCAAGGUCGGACAUGGAAAUGAUGCGUCCACAACUAUGGGUGCUCUGACGACUGUGCGCGGUAUUGAAAAGCUCGAGAGACACGUAGACGAUGCUGUAUCAAAGGGCGGCAAAGUUCUCUGUGGCGGGAAGAGGAUCGAUGGUCCUGGCUACUUCUUCCAGCCUACCAUUAUAUCGGACAUGACCUCAUCCAUGUUGACUACCAAUGAAGAGAUUUUCGGACCUCUUCUUGGACUAUACAAGUUUGAGUCGGAAGGAGAAGUCGUUCGUCUUGCAAACAAUACGUCUAUGGGCCUCGCUUCUUACUUCUUUACACGAGACGUUGAUCGAACGUGGCGGAUGUUGGAAAGUCUUGAGGCUGGGAUGAUUGGCAUGAAUACAGGAAAUUCGUCUGCUGCUGAGUCGCCGUUUGGAGGAAUCAAGGAGUCGGGAUACGGUAAGGAGGCUGGCAAAGAUGUGGCCAUUGAGGAAUAUCUAAUUUCGAAGACGGGAACUCUUACAGUGGGAGAGGUUUCGAAGUUGUAA
Pochonia chlamydosporia 170 is the source of this 1497-nucleotide messenger RNA. Its product is annotated as succinate-semialdehyde dehydrogenase. The record is from RefSeq and is a predicted model, not a curated record. NCBI's taxonomy places the organism in Eukaryota, Fungi, Ascomycota, Sordariomycetes, Hypocreales, Clavicipitaceae. Gene Ontology annotation, molecular function: succinate-semialdehyde dehydrogenase (NAD+) activity. The coding region runs from base 1 to 1497 and encodes 498 amino acids. The transcript has 4 exons.